AGGUGGUAGACACGAUUCAAGAUGGCCGGUCAGUCGCCAGACGAGGCGGGAGAGGCUCAGGUCUCUGACGAGCUCGAGUGUAAGAUCUGUUAUAAUCGGUACAAUCUGAAGCAGAGGAAACCCAAAGUGCUGGAGUGUUGUCACAGGGUUUGUGCCAAAUGCCUCUACAAGAUCAUCGACUUUGGGGACUCACCGCAAGGCGUCAUCGUCUGUCCUUUCUGCAGGUUUGAGACCUGCCUGCCAGAUGAUGAAGUCAGUAGCCUGCCCGAUGACAACAACAUCCUGGUAAACUUGACUUGUGGAGGCAAAGGCAAGAAGUGCCUGCCAGAAAACCCCACCGAGCUGCUGCUGACCCCCAAGAGGCUGGCGUCCCUGGUCAGUCCCUCUCACACUUCCUCCAACUGCCUGGUCAUAACCAUCAUGGAGGUGCAGAGAGAGAGCUCCCCGUCUCUGAGCUCCACUCCCGUGGUAGAGUUUUAUAGGCCUGCGAGUUUCGACUCUGUCACCACCGUGUCGCACAACUGGACGGUGUGGAACUGUACGUCCCUGCUCUUUCAGACGUCUAUCCGGGUGUUGGUUUGGCUGCUGGGCUUGCUCUACUUCAGCUCCUUGCCCUUAGGGAUCUACCUACUGGUGUCUAAGAAAGUCACUCUUGGGGUUGUCUUUGUCAGCCUCGUCCCUUCAAGCCUUGUCAUUCUCAUGGUGUAUGGUUUUUGCCAGUGUGUUUGUCACGAAUUUCUAGACUGUAUGGCACCUUCUUCUUAAUUAAUAUGCAGACUAAGAAAUUUGACACACAUUGCCACCUUUGAAGCUAGGUAAUUUAUCAUUUAUUUAUUUUAUAUUCUCAGUGAUUCGUGUCCAUGACAUUAACAAAGCCAUUGGCUCAAUGUUUGUGGUCUGUUUUCCAUCAAAAAGCUGACUCUGUUGGUUUUCCUAUAUGCUGGACAUAGAAAGUGCUCAUUUCUUCUUAGGUGUUAGCCAAGAUGCAAGCAUGUAUAAGCUAAGCCUUCACAGAGCACUUCUUGUGAGCCUGCCCACAGAAAGGGCAGGAGUUCGCUCACCCCUGCUGGAAGGCACCAGCAGGGAGGGGUGUUAGACUGUAGGAAGGGUCUUUGCAAAAGGUUAGGGAUGAACCUGUUCCUCUAAUCCUUAAUAAUCUAUGAUGGUGGGUGGACACAAGAGGAGAGCUUUCCAAGACACAUCUACUUGAAAAGUGUGACCUGCCCCUCCCACACACCCCUCCCACACUGCUCCUGCACCCCCUCCCAUAUACCCUCGAAUCCCCUCCUGCACCCCUCUCUGCCCCCACACAGCUUCCGAACCCCCAUACUCCUUCAUAUCCCCUCCUGCACCCUUCCCCCCGCACCCCCACACUCCUCCCGCACCCC
Molecule: messenger RNA, 1388 nt
Organism: Neogale vison (American mink)
Lineage: Eukaryota; Metazoa; Chordata; Mammalia; Carnivora; Mustelidae
Gene: RNF182
Product: ring finger protein 182
Exons: 1
Coding region: 22-765 (247 amino acids)
Source: RefSeq, a predicted model, not a curated record